CCUAGCAACCGAACUCAAACGUUUCCCCGGGUGUUCCAGAUCUGUUACUGAGCGUCGACGUGAAACCCAGCGGAAGAUUGAUGGUUCCCAUGUUUCCGUUAGGAUGAGUGCAGGUCGGGUGUCUGAAGGAGCGGGCUGGUUCUCCUGGUGGGGCUUCAGUCCAGCCCGGAAUCUGCUCAGAUUCGGCCCUGUGAAAUCUGAUGGAGAAAUGAAUGUGCUGCUGGUUGGCAGCGGGGAUCCCAGACAUAUUUUGAAGACUAUUGCGGAUUCUCCAGUCGAGCAAAACCUUCAUAUGUGGGUGAUUGAAAGCAGCAUGGACGUCGUGGCUCGGCAGCUGCUGCUCCUCUACGUUACGCUGAUGCCACAGGAAAAGAUGGGAGUUAACGAGAAGACUGAAGUUUUCUUGGAGCUUUUUGGAAACACGGAAAUCCGGAGUCAGACAGAAGAGACGCUGCGGCGAGCCGCAUCACAACUCAUUCACUCGGUCACUGAAAUAACAGAGGACCCCAUAAACACCUGUCUGAACACAACACUCCUGAAGUUUAAAGAGCGGGAUGAGCUAGCCAGGAUAUUCAAGCUGUGGAUCCAGCCUGCAGGUUCUUCUCCUGUCAUCAUGUCCAAAGCCUGGGAUUAUCGGGUCAGGCAGCAUCUUGGUACCCGCUACAACUCCAAGAAGGGAUGUUUCGACUGGGACCUCACCAUGAAGCUGCAUGAGAAAGGGUGUGGAGUCAUCAGCAAACAGCAGUAUGUACAAUGGAGAGGAAAAGGUUUGGCGUUCGAAAUGAGGGAAGGAAUCUACCAAACAACCAACCCCACUUUACUCUCCACAAGGGUUUUUAAUAAGAAAGGAGACAAAGUUGGCAUCCAAGGCUACUGGGGAGACAUCGUUUCAAGCCCGUAUCUUUCUUUUGGUAUUGAAAGUGACGACAAGAAGCUGCUGAAAACACAGAAUGGGCAACACCUCAGUACGGCCCAGGAUAUCUCUUCUGCAAACCUGCAGGAGUUGUUCCGGUCCCUGUCCAGCAGGCGGCGCUAUCUCACUACUUCUCAUUCAGACAUGGAGGCGAAGGAAGCACCCAAACUGAGUCAGCAAAAAUCACUUAAUGAUUUAAUGCACCUCAGCGGCGUCUCUGUCACAUUUCUGCCUUUAGACUCUCUUCAAAAGCUGCCACAGAAGUAUAAAUACUUCCACUACUUCAACUCUAUUUACUUCUCUGCCAGCUGCGUCCACCAGUUGGACCCCAUGAUGGGACAGAUUGCUGCACCAGACGCUGUGCUUGUCGUGGAGCUGGCCAAGUACAUUUUGGACCUGAACAAGGAGCAGGAAGCGGGCUUUGCAGAGACGGUGGCGAACUUGGCGCUAAAGGCAGGAUUUGAACCCUGGUGUGAGGGCGCCAGUGAUGGCAGCAAUGAUGGCGUCCACUGCGUUUUCGUUCAGCAGAAAAAGUGAAGACGGUUUUUCUUCAGCACAGAUCUGCAAGCUGCUUCUGUUGCAACACCAUAACGUUUUUCUCAUGUUUUAUUAUAGUAGGAUUAUAUAAGAUUUUUCUUAUUUCUACUUCUUUUUCUCAAAACUUUUGUUCAUAUUAAAAUGUGACAUGCUCAUUUUAGGUUAUAAAUAAAAAAUAA
Gambusia affinis (western mosquitofish) is the source of this 1629-nucleotide messenger RNA. Its product is annotated as dynein axonemal assembly factor 3-like. The record is from RefSeq and is a predicted model, not a curated record. Bases 104 to 1450 code for a protein of 448 amino acids. The transcript has 12 exons. Lineage: Eukaryota; Metazoa; Chordata; Actinopteri; Cyprinodontiformes; Poeciliidae. Gene Ontology annotation, biological process: axonemal dynein complex assembly; motile cilium assembly.